GAACUCUGCAUUUCAGGAAAUAAAGAAAGAAAGAAAGAAAACAUGGACUCUGAGUAUAUAAAGAAACAUCUUGGAGAAUGUCUGGCAGAAGGACUGGCUGAAGUGUCCGAGCAGCGACCUGUGAAGCCCAUCUUAUACUUGGCUCACUGGCUCUACAAGUACAACUCCAAUGUUCAACAUCAGGCGGAGAAAAAGGCCCAUCUCCUGGAGCAGGAGCAGGCGAAAGCCAGAGAACAGGCACUGCACAAGGAGAAGCUGAGCGGGGAGGAGCCAAAGAUCAGUGAGGCCUUGGAAAAGUCAAAAAAAGAGCAUACAGGGUUUGAUGUUCUGGAGCCAGCGACAGCAGCUGUUAAUGACGUCACGCCUGUGACAGAGGAGAAACCAAACACACCUCAUCCUGAAAACCAGCAGGGCACAGAUGAACUCCAAAGUCAAGCUCAGGAAAAAAACACCCCACAGGUCACAAAUGAUGUCACCAGGUCCGGAUCACCUGAGGGAAAACCAGCAGAGGAGGCUAGCAAUACUUUCUCCGAGACCAUCAGCAGUGAGGUCAAAGUGGAGUCUGAGGAAGUGGGUGUUGGAAAAAACCAAGAGGAGUCAAGGAGCGAGAAAACUGAGGAGGAGCCAAGCAACAUCAGUCAAGAAGAGAAGAAUGACCAAGAUGAGGUUAAGGUGGUUGAUCAAGCUGAAUCUGCCGAGGCUGACGCCACAGGCAAAGAAGAGGCUGAUGAUUUAAAAACAGACAUCACAGAAGAACCUGACAACAAACAAAACAACGAAUCUCAAGACUCAGAGAAGGUGGUUGGUCAAGCCGCAACUGCUGAACUUGAGCACCCUGACCCACACGCUACACUUAACAGCCAAGACGCUGAUGAUUUAAAAACAGACAUCACAGAAGAACCAGACGACGAACAAAGCAAUGAAUCUCAAGACACAGAGAAGGGGAUGCUGCUGGAAAAUACAGCUCAUGUGGUUGAUCAAGCCGAAACUGCUGAGCCUGAGCACACUGACCCACACGCCACGCUUGGUGGCCAAGACACUGAUGACUCAAAAACAGACAUCACAGAAGAACCAGACGACAAACAAAGCAAUGAAUCUCAAGACGCAGAGAAGGUCAAUGAAGUCAAAGAUGAUAAACCCGCAGAUUCUAUACUGGUGGAGUCGACCACAGACCCGAGAAAUGAAGAUCUCAAAGGAGAGGAAACAUCUUCUCCUGAAGAACAAACAACAGAAACUGCACUGGAGACACAUAACUCAAGUUCUCAUGCUCCUCAGGAAAAGGCAGAAGCAGACGGGCAACACACAGAUGAGUCCAUGAGUGAUGCAACAGCAGAGGGGACGAUAAUGACUGAAAGACCAGUGACUUCGCAUGGGGAACAGGAAAGGCCUUCUGACAAAGAUGACUCCAUUGAGGAGGUUGACACUUUAAUGAAGCCGGAAGAAUUAAAAGAAGCUGAAGACUGAUCCAUCUUCAAUUACACAGUUUAUACUAGGUUGAAAUAAAUACAUUUGAAUUUAAACCAAUGUGUCAGCUGUAACAUCCUGACUCACUCAGCAUCUUCCACUUUAUCUGCAAGUUUUGGGCUGUAGGAAGAAGCCCGGAGAACCCACAGAACCAGACAUGGGUGAACACAGGGAGUCCCUCAGUUAAACAGAGAUUUGAAUCCCUGACCGUCUUGUUGUGAGGCAACAAUGCUAGCCACUGUUAAGCUGUGUGACAGGAAUGAAAUGAAUAUAAAAUGUUA
Molecule: messenger RNA, 1745 nt
Organism: Solea solea (common sole)
Lineage: Eukaryota; Metazoa; Chordata; Actinopteri; Pleuronectiformes; Soleidae
Exons: 10
Coding region: 43-1464 (473 amino acids)
Source: RefSeq, a predicted model, not a curated record